This is a messenger RNA of Orcinus orca (killer whale), 1183 nucleotides long. RefSeq names its product olfactory receptor 9. Gene Ontology annotation, cellular component: membrane. The record is from RefSeq and is a predicted model, not a curated record. Gene Ontology annotation, molecular function: olfactory receptor activity; G protein-coupled receptor activity. Gene Ontology annotation, biological process: G protein-coupled receptor signaling pathway. NCBI's taxonomy places the organism in Eukaryota, Metazoa, Chordata, Mammalia, Artiodactyla, Delphinidae.
AUGUCCACUGUAGCAGAGCUGCACACGUGUGGCAGGCAGCCCCCGCAGCUGGCCCCCAGCCACUCUACCUCCUGGAGCUCAGGCUCUCAUAUCAAAAACACAUGUUUGGGGGUGCUUCUGGUCUACCGGGUCACCCUGCUGGGCAACUCGCUGAUCCUCCUCACCCUGGCAGACGCUGCCCUGCACUCACCCAUGCACUUCUUCCUGCGCCACUUCUCUGUGGCGGGGCUCCUCUACACCAAGACCAUCGUGCCCAGGAUGCUGGCCGACCUCCUCUCCUCCGGCCCCACCAUCCCGCCCACCGGCUGCUUCACCCAGCUGUACUUCUCGCUCCCUGUCAUCGCUGAACGCAGCCUGCUCACGGCCAUGGCCAGUGACCGCUAUGCUGCCGUCUGCCGGCAGCUGCAUCACUCCACCCUGAUGGGCCAGGGAGUGUGUGUGCGCAUGGUGGGCACAUCCUACCACAUGGGUAUCAUCACCGGCACCACUCACUCCAUCUUCACUUUGCCUUUCCCUGGUGCCAACACCAUCCAUCACUUCCUGUGUGACAUCCUGCCUGUGCUGAGGCUGGCCAGCUUGAGCACCUUGUGGGGUGAAGUGGGCAAUCUUGCCCUCACGAUAGCCUUUAUCCUGACCCCCUUCUCACUGACUGUAGCCUCCUAUGCCCGUAUUCUUAGCAUCAUCCUUGGGGUCGCGACAUCCCAGGGACGUUGAAGAAUCUUCUCUACCUGUUCCUCCCACCUACUUGCAAUCAUGCUCUUUUUUGGGACGGGGACUGUUGCCUACAUGAGGCCAUGGGCAGGCUCCUCCCAGGACGGGGACCAGAUCCUUGCCCUCUUCUACACAGCUGUCACUCCCAUGUUCAACCCUUUGGUCUACACUCUGAGAAACAAGGAGGUCACGGCAAUGAGGCAGCUCGUGAAGAGAUAUGUCUGGAGCCCUUGACCCCCUCAAGUUCUUGGAGAUAAGGGCCUGAUCCUUGGAGAUUUUCAAGGAGGAGGGCUCAGCUGGAGUCCCUGCUCUGGGUGGUGUGGGUGCCAGCUCGAGGGCCCAGGGCUCUGACCUGCUGCUCAGAGCUUGGCUUCUGGGGCCUGUUCUUAUGGCCUUGACCUGACUUGUUUGUAGGUACAAAGCUGGAGAGACAUGCACUUGGGGGAGGUUGAGGAGGUGCCCGUUUUGUGCG